AUGGUAGCGCUAAAAACUCUUCUAAUAGGUGUGGGUGCCUUUUCAGGUUUUGCAAUAGUAGUAGUCGUAUUAGGGCUCAUCCCUGUAUACACAAGAACCACUGUUACCACAGCAACUACAAUAACAACAACAGCAACAACAACAACAACAACAGCAACAACAACAACAACAACAACAACAACAACUACAACAACAACAACGACAACUGCAACCGGUACAACUGCAUCAACUACUACUACUACACAAGCAGCUGGUACGACUGCUUCUACUACCACUACUGCACAAGGAACUGCAACAGGUACAACUGCAUCAACUACAACUACUACACAAGCAACUGGUACGACUGCUUCAACUACCACUACUACUCAAGCAACUGGUACAACUGCAUCGACUACCACUACACAAGGAACAGGCACAGCAGCAUCAACUUCUGCAUCAACAGCCACAACCAUGAGCACGACGUCAAGUACAGUUACCAAAACAUCAACGACAACAACAACUACAGCCAUGAGCACAACGGCAAGUAGUACAAUAGUGGCAGAUACAAUCACUGAUGAAUCAGAUGUUAUAAUAACAACAACAACAAUGACUUCGGUAAUCACUGCUAGUACGACAGCAGGAAGUAUGAGUAGUAUCUCAAGUGCUACAAUUACAGCUACAACUAUCAGUCUGAUGGCAACUGGUACAAUGUUAACAGGAACUAUGAACAGUGUAUCAACAGAUACAAUGCCCCCAACGACUAUGAACACGGUAUCAGCUACAGCAAUAACCUUAGGAACAAUGAGUACAAUGACCGCAGUAAAUAUGAGCACAAUAACAAUGGCAUCACCUGAAACUAGUACAGCACUACCGAUGAGCAAAUUAAGCACGUUGUUAAGUGAUUCAAGUACAAUGGUAACGAUGACGUCCAUGAGCACCACAGGAAUGUUACCAACAUUAUCGAAUACUGGAUCAAGUCUUUCGAUAGGCGAUGGAACAAGUACUCAGUUGACUGGUUCAAUCAGUCAAAUGUCUACGAAUACUUACAGCACAGUAACCCCGGUGACUCAAGCUUCAAGCGUUUCGAUACUCACGACAUCAGCUUCACUAUCAUCAAUAAUGUCUAUGGUAUCCGGUACUACUUCAACAAUGACAACGAUGUAUGAGGUAACAACUGAAGAAACAUAA
Messenger RNA from Adineta steineri, 1167 nucleotides. The record is from the annotation of a GenBank genome assembly. NCBI's taxonomy places the organism in Eukaryota, Metazoa, Rotifera, Eurotatoria, Adinetida, Adinetidae.